CGGAGAAACAACUUCGCCAUGUUAUCAACUCGUAGAAAGUCAUGUGCCGCUUGUGUGGCUGGCAAGCGGCGGUGCGAUCUCGACUUGCCUACUUGCGCUCGGUGUAGAAGAGUCAAGAAGAAGUGCGUUUACCCCUGGAUGACAAUUGGGAAUGCGGAUCAAAUUAUCGAUCUGGAUUCACCUUCCACGACUGCACAAGAUGGUAUAGUUUAUGAUAUGAGCGGGAUGUGGACAGCGAGCGGGAGCAAUAGCAGCAAUAGCGACGAUGGUAACAUGAAUACCGUAUCGGGCUAUUUAUCACCGGAUCCGUCUUUAACGGUGCCCACACCGCUGAUACCCGGCCUGUUGUCUCAGCUAGACGAGUACAUUUCCAAAAACCAGGACCAGACGGUCUUGUCAUUGGGCCCGAGUCCCCGGCUGAUUCAUACCCUUUCUUCGGGCCAACAGUCUCCCGCUGCGGACUACUCCACUCCCGAAUUUGUGUACUUUGACAUAUCGAACACUCCUCCGACCAUCGGUGCCGUGUUUCAGUCCAGAACAGAGUAUGCGGCCAGCCUUUUGGCCACGCAGCCGCAGAUGCUGGCCAUGACGGGCCACAACUGUUUCAUCCACCACACACAAGUGUCGUCGUCAGAAGUGCUGCAAGAAGCGCUCGCCGCAAGUGCGCUACACUGCAUGAGGAACACGGCCAAUGCGGCCCUUGUGCGAGGCGAGGUUGCCAAGCGAGUCGUUCGCCUCAUUGGGUCCAUCCGACACGCCAUUACCUCCGCAUCUGACGAUGCUGCUAGUGGUGGUGGUGGUGGCAGGGAGCUUGACCUGCUCCCUGUUCUACAAGCCCUUGUCGUCUAUCAAUGCAUUCGUUACUUUGCAAGAGACGACAUCAGCGAACGAAUGCGCGCAGAACGAGAUGAAGCCAUCGUACAAUCUCUGCUGGCAGCUUUAUAUCCACGUCUUCGGUCCUUCUCCAAACACAUUGACAGCUGGGAUACUUGGAUAUACUACGAGAGCAUGCGUCGCACCAUCCUCACCGCCGAGAUUCUAGCAGGAACGUAUACUUUCUUGAAGCAAGGCUGGGACCAAGUUGAGGGACGCACUCUGCAGCUCCAGUUCACGGCGCAGGUGGCACUAUGGGUGGCCAAGUCAGCGGUCGAGUGGGAAGCGAUGUGGACGCGCGGCCCCAAGCUUGAGGUGACGAUGCGGUCUUGGAAUGAAGAUAUUCGGGAGGCACUGCCGGAGGACCUGGAUGAUUUGGGCCAUGUGCUUUGGGCGCUGCAUCAUGGUCUUGAUCUGAUGGAGAACUGGCUGGGUGGGAAGCCUGAGCAGGCGAGAUGGGGGCUGCAACCUGCGAUGGGGGGUUGGAGUUGAUAGAUUGUAUUCGGAUGAGGGAGGAUGGAAGGAUAAAUGGAUUAUGGGACACUUGGACUUGGGAGCGUUGGCUUAUCUGAUAUUUGUCUUGGGAGUUUAGCAGGAGUGAUAAACUUGUUUGGAGAUUAAAGUUGGUGAUGAUAGAUAGACUCAUAUACACCCGUCAUCUAUUGCUUUUAUACAUCUUACCCAAAGGAGAAACUAUUUUAC
Molecule: messenger RNA, 1575 nt
Organism: Trichoderma asperellum CBS 433.97
Lineage: Eukaryota; Fungi; Ascomycota; Sordariomycetes; Hypocreales; Hypocreaceae
Source: RefSeq, a predicted model, not a curated record